Molecule: messenger RNA, 1041 nt
Organism: Cladophialophora psammophila CBS 110553
Lineage: Eukaryota; Fungi; Ascomycota; Eurotiomycetes; Chaetothyriales; Herpotrichiellaceae
Product: serine/threonine protein kinase
Exons: 5
Coding region: 1-1041 (346 amino acids)
Biological process (GO): protein phosphorylation
Cellular component (GO): cytoplasm
Molecular function (GO): ATP binding; protein serine/threonine kinase activity
Source: RefSeq, a predicted model, not a curated record
AUGGUCGGAAAAUGGACCAAGUUUGACAACCACGGUAGGGCCGUUGACGUUAUUGCUAUCAAACAAUCGAACCUCGACGAUCGUGAGGUUGAUGAGGACGGCCAUCCAACCGUGCCAACGGAAGCAGCGCUGGUGAAAGCGCUGAUGAAGCAAGGAUGUCGAAAUGUUGCCUCACUACGUGAAGUGAGAUUCUUCGACUGCGACCGCCCGAAAUGGAGAUUGUAUCUCGAAUACUAUCGAUACGGGACCUUGCAUGACCUGAUAAAGACAUACAAGGCGCGUAAGGAACGAGACGAUCGCGAUGAGCGAAUACCAGAAGCCUUUGUAUGGCAAGCAUUCAACGACUUCGCACAAGCAUGUUAUCACAUGAAGGUUCUUCGGCUGGAUUCAAUUGGUGCCCGUUCGCCCCGAGGCGAUCAUUUCGUUCUGCACCUGGACUUGAAGGGGGAGAACGUUCUGCUUGGAGAUGCCCCAGGAAGCUCGAAGUAUAUGCCAUACCCAACGCUGAAAGUUGCCGACUGGGGUAUGGCCGAGUACACCAGUCUCGACGAUGAUAGGAACAGCAAGAAGUGGAAAAAUUAUGGGACCAUUGUUUGGAUGCCACCGAACGCCGACAAAUGGGAAACUCAUAAUUCUGGGAUGCAGGAACAACGGGACUCCGGCCGCUAUGGCGAAAGCUGGGACCGCCCCAUCUUGGGCAACAGAAAUGCCCCAUUUUCCAUGAAGCACGUCGUCUGGCAAAUAGGCGCCAACAUCUACGGGUUGAUGACCACGGACAUGCACAACAAGCACAUUGACGAGAUGGUCAAAAAAGCGGAGGGACUAGAACACACAAUGCGGAAAAACGGAUAUUCCGCCUUGAUGGGUUACCGAAGCCGAUACUACUCGUCCGAGUUGACAAGCUUGGUAGAGGAUUGUCUGCGGGUUGAUCCGUCCAGGAGACCGAAUCCGUAUGAGCUGGUGAAGAGAACGCAGGAUGGGUUGGCGCGUUAUACGCAGAGAUACCAACAAACGGGAGAGUACUCGAAGUUGAGGGUGUAG